This is a messenger RNA of Striga hermonthica, 435 nucleotides long. NCBI's taxonomy places the organism in Eukaryota, Viridiplantae, Streptophyta, Magnoliopsida, Lamiales, Orobanchaceae. The record is from the annotation of a GenBank genome assembly.
AUGGCGACUGCGAAAACCGUCAAGGAUGUCUCUCCGCACGAGUUCGUCAAAUCCUAUGCCUCCCACCUAAAGCGCUCGGGGAAGAUGGAGCUGCCCGAGUGGACUGAUUUGGUAAAAACUGGUGUCCUGAAAGAGCUUGCACCAUAUGAUCCUGAUUGGUACUACAUAAGGGCUGCUUCCAUGGCUCGAAAGAUCUACUUGAGGGGGGGACUUGGUGUUGGUGCCUUCAGAAGGAUUUAUGGUGGAAGCAAGAGGAAUGGCAGCCGUCCGCCCCAUUUUGGCAAGAGCAGUGGGUCUGUGGCUCGUCACAUUCUUCAGCAGUUGCAGAAGAUGAGCAUUGUUGAGGUGGAUGCAAGAGGUGGACGUCGGAUCACAUCCAGCGGGCAAAGGGAUUUGGACCAAGUUGCAGGAAGAAUUGUUGUGGUUGCACCGUAG